GUCACUUCAUAGUUCAUUCCAUCCAAAAAAAUCGAGCCAGGUGCAUAGCUAUGAAAGUACAUAUCUCAUGGGAGGUCAUUUGCCCUAUUUGAACAAAUGUCGAAAUCCCGCCAUAUUUGUGGAACAGAUCAAACCUCUCGCCAAAUUUCUCACAAGUCACAGCACACCACGGUGUUCUUGUUCCUUUUGAACGAUCGUACAUUACGGAAGAAUUAGGAUUUUAGGAGUUGUUUAGAAACAAUGAGUUUCCGCGACACGAACAAGGUAUGGGAGAUCAAAUCCCUGAAGCGGAAGCCUAAACAAGAAGAGGCUCAGAAGUUCCUGGAGCGGAUAGCCAAACAAGUUCAACCUAUUAUGCGAAAGCACGGUUGGAGGGUCAAACUCCUUUCCGAAUUCUGUCCGAAGAACGCAAAUCUUCUUGGAUUGAACGUAGGAGCCGGUGUCAAUGUAAAGCUUAGGCUUAGGCGUCCCUACCGCGACGAAGACUUUCUACCAUAUGAUGAUGUAUUGGACACCAUGCUCCAUGAGCUUUGCCACAAUGUUCACAGUCCUCAUAAUACCAGUUUCUACAAGCUCUGGGACGAACUUCGGAAGGAAUGUGAAGAUCUUUUGAGUAAGGGGAUAAGUGGGACAGGGGAAGGGUUCGAUCUUCCUGGAAGACGGUUGGGGGGAUUCUUUCCUCAGCCUUCUUUGUCUUCUCUACGUACCACUAUUGCUGCUGCAGCAGAAAAGAGGGCACAACUUACUACCCUGUUGCCACCUGGUCCUAAACGCAUUGGGGGCGAUAGAUCGAUCAUGGGUGCACUUACUCCCAUCCAAGCAGCUGCCAUGGCUGCUGAGAGGAGAUCACAUGAUAAUAUUUGGUGUGCUUCGGAGUCUUGUAAUAUGCAAGGAGAUGAUGAUGAUGAUGAGUCCUAUAUGUCAUUUAAACCUUCGGAUGUGGAUCCCACUUCAGUGAAACAAAAACCUUCAAGCAGUGCUGGUCCACAGGUUACUGAUGCAAUAACUCGAAAAAGAAAUAGAGAGCGAGAAAAUGCUUCGUUUUCAAUCUCUGCAGAUAGUCAUAACGUGUCUAGUUCUAUAUCAGGAUCAGGGCGUGCUGUCAGGGACAAAUCUCUUAAGAAAGACCAUGCAGGGGGAAUUCCACCACUUCCUCAGCGACCAUAUGAUCGUAAAGGGUCAGAGUUUGUGGACUUAACUGAUGAUCACUCAAAUGCAAGAUUAGGCUCUGGCUAUGAUGUGGUGCGCAGUUUAGAGAAUUCAGAUGCUUGGGAAUGCUCAAUGUGCACCUUGUUGAACCGGCAUUAUGCUCCUAUCUGUGAGAUCUGUCAAACUCGAAGGCGUAUAGAUCUUAAUGACAAGUAUAUUAUGUGGUCAUGCAAAUUUUGUACCCUAGAUAAUGCCGUAGAGUUAGAAAACUGUGAAGCAUGCGGCGAAUGGAGAUACUCUCAUGGCCCUCUGCCGAAGCCAACACCUAAUCUUGGUACUUGACUUGAAUUUCACUGGAUUAACUCUUUUGUAUUUAAAGUUCUUUUUUGCUGUUGUUACCAUGAAGAACAUUGUUUUAUUAUUAGUUUGACGAACUGGGGAAAGAAAAAAAAAGCUUUUGUCGAUUC
Cuscuta campestris is the source of this 1616-nucleotide messenger RNA. Lineage: Eukaryota; Viridiplantae; Streptophyta; Magnoliopsida; Solanales; Convolvulaceae. The record is from the annotation of a GenBank genome assembly.